CAACUUCUACCGAUGGUUAUCAACACCUGGCCCUUUUCAGCCGCCAACGAGGAGGCGUGGCGGAUCCUCAACCUCAGAAAGGGCGGAGUUGGUCAAACGAGGAAUGCCGUGGUGGGCGGAAUAUCCCAGUGCGAGAUGCUAAAGUGUAAUGAUGGUAUUGGCUACGGUGGCAAUCCCGACGAGCGUGGAGAUGUAUCCCUGGACGCCUUGCUCAUGGACGGCAGCACCAUGGAGGUAGGGGCAGUGGGUGAUCUUCGGAGAGUUAAAAGCGCCAUCAAGGUGGCCCGCCACGUCCUGGAGCAUACACACCACACCCUUUUGGUGGGCGAAGGAGCCGGGGAUUUUGCCAAUGCCAUGGGAUUCCAGACCGAGUCACUAAACACUCCGGAAACCACAGCAAUGUGGCAAAAUUGGACGGCGCAUAGCUGCCAGCCAAACUUCUGGCGAAAUGUGUAUCCGGAUUCCACGUCGACCUGCGGUCCCUUCAAGCCCUUGAAUUCGUGGGAUGUGGAAGCUUCUGGAACUAAAGAUCAUGAGAUCGGACCGGAUAACCACGAUACUGUCACCAUGGCCGCCAUCGAUGUGGAGGGCAAGAUCCACGUGGGCACAUCCACCAACGGACUGCGAUAUACGCUACCCGGACGUGUUGGGGAUGCGUCGAUCCCUGGUUCCGGUGCCUAUGCGGAUAACGACGUGGGCGCCGCCAUCACCACCGGAGAUGGUGACAUCCUGAUGCGCUUUCUUCCCUCCCUCCGUGCUGUGGAGGCCAUGCGGGCGGGCAAGACUCCGGCGGAGGCGGCGAAGUUGGCGAUCCAGAGGAUACGGGCGCGCACACACAGUUUCGAAGGCGCCAUUGUUGUUGUAGAUCGCUUUGGAAAUUAUGCAGCGGCCUGUCAUGGUUUCGCGAAGCCAUUCUCCUUCAUGGUUAGCAGCCCGGCCAAUCCUAACCAGCCGACGCGUAAAGAACCGGUCAUGUGCACAACAAAAAUCAAUAAUUAAACGUCCAGGCCUGUUCACGAAGUUAUU
Messenger RNA from Drosophila suzukii, 1026 nucleotides. The record is from RefSeq and is a predicted model, not a curated record. Lineage: Eukaryota; Metazoa; Arthropoda; Insecta; Diptera; Drosophilidae.